AUGAUCCCGUCCGUCCCUGCCUCCUGCAUCCUGCAGCUGGUCAAGUACAUCCAGAAACUGCAGCAGAAGGACGUAGAAAUAGCGGAGGAAGUCAUCGCUCUGUUCGCUGGAGAACUCAACCCUGUGGCCCCCAAGGCACAGAAGAAAGUGCCUGUUCCUGAAGGUCUGGACCUGGACGCCUGGAUCAACGAGCCGCCGUCUGAGAGCGAGUCUGAGGACGAGCAGCCCAGGGCGAUCUUCUCCAAGGAGGAGCCCAAAUACUCCCGCCCCCGCCACACAGAGGUGGACGAGAAGGAGCUGGCAAAGGUGGGCUGGUCGAUGAUGGGAACAUUUCUGAAAACAAUAACUAAGCUUAGAUUUAUGA
Messenger RNA from Notothenia coriiceps (black rockcod), 364 nucleotides. Its product is annotated as AP-3 complex subunit delta-1-like. The annotation marks the transcript as partial. Gene Ontology annotation, cellular component: presynaptic endosome; endosome membrane; terminal bouton. The record is from RefSeq and is a predicted model, not a curated record. Gene Ontology annotation, biological process: synaptic vesicle membrane organization; synaptic vesicle budding from endosome; Golgi to vacuole transport. Lineage: Eukaryota; Metazoa; Chordata; Actinopteri; Perciformes; Nototheniidae. The transcript has 3 exons.